CGGCUCCUCCCCUUGGGGGGGGCGUGGCGGCCGGGUGCCGGUGGCGAGUGGUGGCCCCGAGGAGGUGCCGGUGUGUCCCUGUCCGUGUGUCGUCCCCCACCACCCCCCCCACCCCGCCAUGGCCACCGUGAGGAAGGUCGCCAUCUUCGGGGCCACCGGCCGGACGGGGCGGCCCACGCUGGGCCAGGCGCUGCAGGAGGGGUACACGGUGACGGUGCUGGUGCGGGACCGGGCCCGGCUGCCCCCCGAGUGCGACCCCCAGCGCGUGGUGGUGGGCGACGUGCUGGACCCCGCGGCUGUGGCCGAAGCCGUGAGGGACCAGGACGCCGUCAUCAUCCUCCUGGGCACCCGCGAUGACCUGGGCCCCACCACGGUGAUGUCUGAGGGCACCAAGAACAUCGUGGCGGCCAUGAAGACCCACGGCGUCCGCAAGGUGGUUGCCUGCCUCUCGGCGUUCCUGCUGUGGGACCCCCAGAAGGUGCCCCCCCGGCUGAUGCCGGUGACCGAGGACCACAUCCGCAUGGAGCACGUCCUGCGGGAGUCGGGGCUCGACUGUGUCUACGUCGUGCCCCCCCACAUCGACGGCUCGGGGCCUCUGACUGGGGAUUACUGGGUGUCACUGGGAGCCGCCGGCGCCUCCCGGGUCAUCUCUGCCCCCGACCUGGGCCAUUUCCUGCUGCGCUGCCUCCGCACCCCCCGCUACGACGGGAAACGCGUCUACGUCUGCCGGGAAUACCCCCGGGAAUGACGGAGCCAUCGGCAGCGGGGGAGGGGGGGAAGGGGGGGGAGGCCCCAAAACCCCAAAAUCCAAAAAAAACCCCCAAAACCCCCCAAAUCCCCCUGAAGAAAACGCCAAAUCCCCCCCAAAAAACCCUAAAACCCCCCCAAAAUCCACCCAAAAACCCACCCUGAAAACGCCAAAAUCCACCAAAAAAAACCCCAAAUCCACACAAAGCCCUAAACCCCCCCCAAAUCCACCCAAAAACUUCAAAACCCACCCGAAAAUGCCAAAAUCCACCCAAAAAACCCCCAAAUCCACCCAAAAAGCCCUAAAACCCCCAAAAUACCCCCAAAUCCACCCAAAAUAACCCCAAAUCCACCCAAAAUCCACCCAAAAACCCCCAAAACUUCCCCCCAAAAUCCCCCCAAAACCCCCAAAUCCCCCCCAAAAAAACCCAAAUCCAACCAAAAAAAACCCCAAAAUCCACCCAAAACCCCUCCAAAACUUCCCCCCAAAAUCCCCCCCAAAAAACCCCCAAAUCCCCCUGAAGAAAACACCAAAUCCACCGAAAAAAACCCUAAAACCCCCCAAAAUCCCCCUCAAAAAACCUCAAAACCCACCCCGAAAAUGCCAAAAUCCACCCAAAAAACCUGCAAAUCCACCCAAAAAGCCGUUAAAACCCCCCAAAAUCCACCCAAAAACCUCAAAACCCACCCCGAAAACGCCAAAAUCCACCCAAAAAGCCCUAAAACCCCCCAAAAUCCACCCCAAAACCUCAAAACCCACCCCAAAAAUGCCAAAAUCCACCCAAAAAAUCCCCCAAAUCCACCCAAAAAGCCCUAAAAACCCCCCAAAAUACCCCCAAAUCCGCCCAAAAAAACCCAAAUCCAGCCAAAAUCCACCCAAACCCCCCAAAAACUUCCCUUCAAAAUCUCCCCCCAAAUCCCCCCCAAAAAAAUCCAAAUCCAACCAAAAAAACCCCCAAAUCCACCCAAAAAAAACCCCUAAAACCCCCCCAAAUCCACCCAAAACCCCUCCAAAAACUUCGUCCCAAAAUCCCCCCCAAAAACCCCAAAUCCCCCCCGAAAAAAACCCCAAAUCCACCCAAAAACCCACCAAAUCCACCAAAACAAACCCUCAAUCCCCCCCAAAUCCACCCAAAAACCUCAAAACCCACCCAAAAAAACCUAAAAGCUCCCAAAAUCCUCCCCAAACCCCCAAAUCCACCCAAAAACCUCAAAACCCACCCAAAAACCCGCCACAAUCCACCAAAAUCCACCCAAAAUACCCGAAAUCCACCCAAAAAAACCCAAAAUCCACCCAACCCUCCCCAAAUCCACCCAAAACCCCCCAAACUUCCCCCUAAACCCCCAAAAUCUACCCCCAAAAAACCCAAAUCCGCCCAAAAAAACCCAAAUCCACCCCAAAACCUCAAAAUCCACCCAAAAAACCACCAAAAUACCCCCAAGAACGUCCCCCAAAGUCCCUCCAAAAUCCACCCAAAAAACCCCAAAUCCACCCCAAAACCCCUAAAAUCCCCCCAAACCCACCCAAAACCCCCAAAAUCCUCCCAACCCCCCCCCAAAUCCACCCAAACCCCCCCCGUUUCCCCCUCCCCCCUCCCAAAACCCCCAAUUUUCCCCCAAAAAACCUCCCCCCGGGAGAAUAAAUCCGGCUUUUUCCCAGCCCCGCU
This is a messenger RNA of Chroicocephalus ridibundus (black-headed gull), 2414 nucleotides long. RefSeq names its product biliverdin reductase B (gene BLVRB). NCBI's taxonomy places the organism in Eukaryota, Metazoa, Chordata, Aves, Charadriiformes, Laridae. Gene Ontology annotation, molecular function: biliverdin reductase [NAD(P)H] activity; riboflavin reductase (NADPH) activity. Bases 119 to 748 code for a protein of 209 amino acids. The transcript has 5 exons. The record is from RefSeq and is a predicted model, not a curated record.